CUUUCUGUUGGUGGCCUGGCCAACUAUGCACAUAGACGUGGUUUGACCGUCACAGAAAAUUUCAUCGGCUGCAUGGAAGAGUUUUACUUCAACGGAGUUGCUGUCAUACGUGAUACCUUAAGAACACUAACUGGCCUCAUUCCAGCAGAACUAACUACAAAAAUUGACUGGUUGGAAGCACUGGGAUUCCCUCAUAAAAAUCCAGUUCUUUGGUGGGGCCCACCAACCACUCAGGAUGAUUUGGCAAUGGAGGGUUUCUCCAUUGGAGGUUCUGGCGUUUUGAAUACAAACUGUCCCGCCCCAGUGUCAGAUCCGUCCGUGCUUACAUUUCCUGGAGUCCAACAGUACCUUGUAUACUUGAAAGUUGAACGAGCUUCAUCCAACAAACUACAGUUUGGUUUCGACUUCAAAACUCUCAAUCGUGGCGGCACCAUAUUUUAUCAAAAGCUUGACCAGAAGGACAGACAUUUUUUAUAUGUAAGUUUACGGUAA
This is a messenger RNA of Protopolystoma xenopodis, 492 nucleotides long. Lineage: Eukaryota; Metazoa; Platyhelminthes; Monogenea; Polystomatidea; Polystomatidae. The record is from the annotation of a GenBank genome assembly.